This is a messenger RNA of Erinaceus europaeus (western European hedgehog), 2249 nucleotides long. RefSeq names its product annexin A4 (gene ANXA4). Gene Ontology annotation, cellular component: cytoplasm. The record is from RefSeq and is a predicted model, not a curated record. NCBI's taxonomy places the organism in Eukaryota, Metazoa, Chordata, Mammalia, Eulipotyphla, Erinaceidae. Gene Ontology annotation, molecular function: calcium-dependent phospholipid binding; calcium ion binding. The transcript is spliced from 13 exons. Bases 350 to 1309 code for a protein of 319 amino acids.
GGGCGAGUCCGGAGGCCCUGGCUCCAAAAGGGCGGGGCUGGUCAUCUGGGAGGGCAGGGGCGCCCCAUAGAGGACAGUGCGCCCCGCAACCUGGGGGCGUGGUGGCCCCAGCCCCCGGCUCCAGGUGCGCCGCUUCCUGGAAGGAAUUUCCGGUCCCACGAGCAGGAGACGACCAGGAACUCUGAUUGAGUCCCCACCCCUAAGUGGGACGGUCCUCUCGGGAUAAAACCAGCUGCCCAGCUCCGACGAGGGUGUGACCUGCGCGGCCUCAGAGGAGUACAUUCGGGUCCCGGAGAGCGGAACUUCCGUUUGGGUGACUGACCUCUGAUCCUGACAUAGAGUCCUGGCCAUGGCAGCCAAAGGUGGUACCAUUAAAGCUGCUUCAGGAUUCAAUGCUGUGGAAGAUGCCCAGAACUUGAGGAAGGCCAUGAAAGGGCUUGGCACUGAUGAAGACGCUAUUAUCAGCAUCCUUGCCUAUCGCAACACGGCCCAAAGACAGGAGAUCAGGACCGCCUACAAAACCAACGUUGGUAGGGACCUGAUGGAGGACUUGAAGUCAGAACUGAGUGGCAACUUCGAGCAGGUGAUCUUGGGGAUGAUGACACCCACUGUGUUGUAUGACGUGCAGGAACUGCGAAAGGCCAUGAAGGGAGCUGGCACAGAUGAGGGCUGCCUGAUUGAGAUCCUGGCCUCCCGUUCACCUGAGGAGAUCCGUCGUAUAAAUGAGACCUACCAGCUGCAAUAUGGGCGGAGCCUUGAAGAUGACAUCCGCUCAGACACUUCCUUCAUGUUCCAGCGAGUGUUGGUCUCCCUGUCUGCUGGAGGCAGAGAUCAAGGGAAUUUUCUCGACGAUGCCCUCAUGCGACAGGAUGCCCAGGACCUGUAUGAAGCUGGAGAGAAAAAAUGGGGGACAGAUGAGGUGAAAUUUCUAACCGUUCUUUGUUCCCGGAAUCGAAACCAUCUGUUGCAUGUGUUUGAUGAAUACAAGAGACUGUCACAGAAGGAUAUUGAACAGAGCAUUAAAUCAGAAACAUCUGGUAGCUUUGAAGAUGCUUUGCUGGCUAUAGUAAAGUGCAUGAGGAACAAACCUGCAUAUUUUGCUGAAAGACUUUAUAAAUCUAUGAAGGGCUUGGGCACCGACGAUGACACUCUUAUCAGAGUAAUGGUUUCUCGAGCAGAGAUUGAUAUGAUAGACAUCCGGGAACAUUUCAAGAGGCUUUAUGGAAAGUCUCUGUACUCCUUCAUCAAGGGGGACACAUCUGGAGACUACAGGAAGGUGCUGCUCAUUCUUUGUGGAGGAGAAGAUUAAAAUAAAACCCCAGAAGGAUAGAAGGAUUCCCAUACUUUGAAUUUUUUUACUUCAUUUUUCUACACUGCUAUUAGCAUUAUCUCAGGCUGCUUAUUUCCAAUUAAAACGCCUACAGAUGCCUCCUAGGAAAUAGUCUGUAUUAUGAUUCAUCUAUAACUAGUCAUUAUGAUGCUUUAAAGUGGUACUUGCAUUUCAAAGCCUGUAAGACCUAAAAGAUUUAAAAUUAGAAGUAAAAAUCUACUGAGUGUUUUAAGCAGAUUUUUUCAUUUGUACUUCACAGAAACUAGAAUACGCUAAAUUAUCUCAUGUUUUCCUUUUUGGUGGGAAGCUGUUCUAUAAACACUUCUCUAGUCUAUUUUUAGAGUGAUUGGUAAUUUCCCCGUUUGAAAUUGUGAUCGAGCGUACAUUUUGUUAUUUUGCAUAGUCAACAUUUGGAACAUGUACUAAUCUCCUUUGUUUAGAAUUAGCCUGUAGUAUUAAUGCAUCUCUACUAAGUCUGGCACAUAAUCACAUCUUAUGCUAAGAUCACCUAAUCAGUCCAGGCUGAAGUAUACCAAAAGUCACCAACUUACAUGGUAGUUGACUUAAAUUAUAAAUGUGGUCAAAUAGAGCUUUUAUGUCUAGUUACCUAACAAAUCUGAAACAUUCCAUGAUAUUAUGGCUAAUGUCUUAUUCCACCUUGAAAAUAAGUGGCAAGAAUUGUGUCAACAAAAGUAUUUUGAUGAUGGAGUAAUGCUCUGAAUUUACUUUUUCUUAAGGAAAGCUUUUGUGCUAAAAAUAAUUUUAAUCAUUUCUUAUUCUGUAGAUUUGUAGUACUUUAUGUUUUCACAGUGCCUUUUAGCUCUGAAAUUAUGCUGAAGCUGUAUUUGAAUUUAAUUUUUAGCAAGUUCACUAUACAAUAUGGAAAAGUUUAAUAAAAGAUGGUGUCUUUUAAAAUGAA